AUGCAUACAUACACACAUGCAUACAUACACACAUGCAUACAUACACACAUGCAUACAUACACACAUGCAUACACGUGUGCACAGAUACAUAUGCAUGCAUGCAUGCACAUACACACACACUUAUACAUACACACGUGCAUAUGUACACACAUGUAUAUAUACACACAUGCAUGCAUACACACGUAUGCAUACACAUACACGCACAGAUACAUAUGCAUGCAUGCAUGUAUACACAUGCAUACAUGCAUG
This is a messenger RNA of Cercocebus atys (sooty mangabey), 249 nucleotides long. RefSeq lists its product as uncharacterized. The transcript has 2 exons. Lineage: Eukaryota; Metazoa; Chordata; Mammalia; Primates; Cercopithecidae. The annotation marks the transcript as partial. The record is from RefSeq and is a predicted model, not a curated record.